Penicillium angulare is the source of this 1017-nucleotide messenger RNA. RefSeq lists its product as uncharacterized. Bases 1 to 1017 code for a protein of 338 amino acids. Lineage: Eukaryota; Fungi; Ascomycota; Eurotiomycetes; Eurotiales; Aspergillaceae. Gene Ontology annotation, cellular component: cytoplasm. The record is from RefSeq and is a predicted model, not a curated record. The transcript is spliced from 3 exons.
AUGACUGCACCGCUUAGAACUCUGGGUCGGGAUGGCCCCCAAGUCUCACCGGUUGGACUUGGCAUGGGAAGCAUCGGUGGCUUCUAUGGAUCUGCAGGUUGUAUAGACGACAGAGUAGCACUGCUGGAUCAUGCCCACGCAACUGGGUUAAGAUUCUGGGACCUAGCCGAUGUUUACCUCGACAGUGAGGAUGUCGUCGGCGAAUGGGUCAAACGAUCCGGCAAACGCGACGAGGUGUUUAUAGCCACAAAAUUCGGGAUGCAUCACGGAACCAACGGUAUCCAAAUAUCUCGUUCGGAUGCGGAAUAUGCCCAAAUUGCAUGCGAGAAAAGCCUGCAAAGACUGGGAGUUGAGACGAUUGAUCUUUAUUACUGCCACCGGGUGGAUGGUGUUACGCCCAUCGAAAAGACCAUAGAAGGCAUGGUGGAACUGAAAAACCAAGGAAAGAUUCGGCAUAUUGGAUUAUCUGGCGUUUCACCCGCUACUCUACGCCGGGCGCAUGCAGUGCACCCAAUCGCGGCACUUCAAAUGGAGUAUAGUCUCUUCUGCCUAGAGAUCGAGUUGCCCGAUUCAAUGAUCUUAAAGACUUGCCGUGAGCUAGGCGUUACCAUCGUAGCGUACUGCCCAAUUGGUCGGGGUAUCUUGAGCGGUCAAUUCCAAUCUCGCGCAGACAUCCCAACGAAUGAUCUCCGCCUAAUGUUGCCCAAAUACUCCGAGAAGAACUUCCCCAAGAUCAUGCAAAUAGUGCAGAAACUGAAGGAUGUAGGUGAGUACCAUGGACGCACGCCGGCACAAAUUGCUCUUGCGUGGCUUUUGGCGCAAGGUCCAGACAUCAUACCCAUCCCUGGUACGAAGUUGACAGAGAGGAUGGAUGAGAAUGCGGCUUCUGCGCUUGUCAAUUUGAGCGACGAUGAGGUGCGAGGUAUUAGGCAUGUUGUUGAGCGAAAUAUCAUUGAAGGCACUCGAUAUGCUGCUGCUGUUAUGGCUCAGCUUCAAGAGGAUACCCCGGAACUGUAA